UCCAUUCCGAACGUCCCGUGUUCGCUUGAGUCUAUCAGGAUUCCAUCUCCUGCCUGGCGGGAGUUCAAUCACGAUGAGUCGCAAUCAGAACCCGAGUGCCGCAGUUUUUUUUUUUUUUUUUUGGUGAUUGUUCCUCUGAGGCGUGAGUAUCGGGAGGGGGAGAGAGAGCAGAAAGUUAAAAACAGUAAAACACGAGUCACUCCAACAAAGCAGGAAAAAGCCCCAGAGCCUCCAGAGAAUCGUGACUCGCGGAGAAAUAGCAAUGCGUCACGGGUGGGUGGGGGUGUUCAUAUCCACGCAUAUACAGUCAUAGUAUAUACUCACUAUGAUCUUAACGCGCUCAUUCCUCCACCCCGCCCCACGUCGCGUCGCGUCACACUGAACGGGGCUGCCCGCGAUACAACUAUUGAUUUCAUCUCUCUUUCUCUCGCUCCUCCUCCCUCUCCAUCACUUCUUCUCAGCUUUUCUUCAAGUGCUGCAGAGAGACGCGGCUGCUGCUGCUGCAUUGUGAGGAGAGAGGAAAAAACGCUAAAGGAAGAUCCGCGUUCCCGCGCUCAGAUGUCCGCGCGCCCGUGAAGUCUGGUCUCGCGUACAGUCGUGAAUGAAGCUGUCAGUCAGAAGGAUCCGCCUACUGCUUUGCAUACGCCACACCCUCCUGUCCACUGCUGUCUGUCUCCAAAACAGCCUGCAGUGAAGUUGAACUCUGAAACUCACAUUUGAUUCCUGGCUGGUGCAGUGGAGGAACAUCUGCAACCAUCAACAGCUAAACUCUGCAUUCGGUGAAGAUGGAGGACCCGUACCGAGACAGGACGUCUCUGGUCAAAGGCGCUCGUGACAUCGCCAAAGAGGCAAAACGGCACGCUGUCAAGAAGGUCAGCAAAGUGGUUGACCGCGCCUCUGACGAGUAUGCGGGCCGCACCUACAGCCGCUUUGAAAAUGACGAAGACGAGGGUGGUGACGAAGACUGUUACUACUAUCAGGACGGUCAGGCGCAGCGAGAGGACGAUGAAGGCUCCAGCGACGCCACCGAGGGACACGACGACGAGGACGAAAUAUAUGAGGGCGAGUAUCAGGGCGUGCCGGCGGGAGGCGGGGCUAACGAUGGGCGUGGCCAGGUGGCGAUUGGCCAGCCAUUGGCAGACGGAAUGAAGGACAAACGAGAGCUGGAGAAAGAGAGAGAGGCAGAUGAGGAAGAGCUGGCGCAGCAGUACGAGCUCAUCAUCCAGGAGUGCGGACACGGACGCUUCCAGUGGCAGCUGUUCUUCGUGCUGGGCCUGGCGCUCAUGUCCGACGGGGUGGAAGUGUUCGUCGUGGGGUUUGUUCUGCCCAGCGCUGAAACGGACAUGUGUGUGCCCAACUCAGGAGCCGGAUGGCUGGGCAGCGUGGUGUAUCUGGGAAUGAUGGUGGGUGCCUUCUUCUGGGGCGGUCUGUCAGAUAAGGUGGGCCGACGGCAGUGUCUGCUGGUGUGUAUGUCAGUCAACGGAUUCUUCGCCUUCCUGUCGUCCUUCGUUCAGGGCUACAGCACCUUCCUCUUCUGCAGGAUGCUCUCGGGAUUCGGUAUUGGCGGUGCGGUUCCCAUCGUAUUCUCGUACUUUGCGGAGUUUCUGGCCCGUGAGAAGCGUGGCGAACACCUGAGCUGGCUGUGCAUGUUCUGGAUGGUGGGCGGGAUCUAUGCCUCGGCCAUGGCCUGGGCCAUUAUACCACACUACGGCUGGAGCUUCAGUAUGGGUUCAGCGUAUCAGUUCCACAGUUGGCGGGUGUUUGUGGUGGUCUGCGCUCUGCCCUGCGUCUCUGCAGUCGUUGCGCUCACGUUCAUGCCAGAGAGUCCACGCUUCUACCUGGAGAUGGGAAAACAUGACGAGGCUUGGAUGGUUCUCAAACAGAUUCAUGACACCAACAUGCGAGCGCGUGGAGAGCCGGAGAAAGUCUUUACUGUGAACCGUAUAAAGAUCCCUAAGCAUCUGGAUGAGCUGGUGGAGAUGCAGCCGGAGUCGGCAAACCCUGUAGCUAAAGUCUUAUUCCGGAUCAAGAGAGAACUGCACGGAAUCUGGCUCACGUUCCUGAAGUGCUGGGAUUACCCCGUCAAGGACAACACUGUGAAGUUGGCUGUGGUUUGGUUCUCGCUGUCGUUUGGGUACUACGGUCUGUCUGUCUGGUUCCCUGACGUCAUAAAGCACCUGCAGGCAGAUGAAUACGCGUCCCGCGUCAAGAUCCACAACAACGAGAGAACCGAAGACUUCACCUUUAAUUUCACCCUGGAGAACCAGAUCCAUAAAAACGGAGUGUUUAUCAACGACAGGUUUAUUGGCAUGAAGUUUAAGGCCGUGACUUUCAUCGACUCCACCUUUCAGAGCUGUUACUUCGAGGACGUCAGCUCCGUUGGUUCCUUCUUCAAAAACUGCACCAUCAUAGAAGCGUUCUUCUAUAAUACAGAUAUCGACGACUCAAAAUUAAUCGGUUCCUCUGUGAUCAACUCCACGUUUGCGCACAACAAGACCGGCUGUCAGAUGACGUUUGAUGACGACUACAGCGCAUACUGGGUGUAUUUCAUCAACUUCCUCGGGACGCUAGCCGUGUUGCCAGGCAACAUAGUCUCCGCCCUCCUCAUGGAUAAAGUGGGCCGUUUGAGCAUGUUAGGCGGCUCCAUGGUGUUGUCCGGCAUCAGUUGUUUCUUUCUGUGGUUCGGCACCAGUGAGUCCAUGAUGAUAGCGAUGCUCUGCCUUUAUAACGGACUCAGUAUAUCUGCCUGGAACUCACUGGACGUGGUGACGGCCGAACUGUAUCCCACCGACAGGAGAGGAACUGGAUUUGGCUUUUGUAAUGCCAUGUGUAAAUUGGCUGCAGUCUUGGGGAAUCUAAUAUUUGGUUCGUUGGUGGGAAUCACGAAAUCCAUCCCGAUCCUGUUGGCGUCGACUGUGCUGGUCGCCGGAGGCCUGGUGGGUCUGCGACUACCCGACACCCGCUCCAACGUCCUCAUGUGACCCCACUACACCUGUGACCUCUGAACCCUGAGUCGCCACGGAAACACGCAGGACACGCUCAGGGUGCGGGAGAUUAUGAUGUGUUUGUGUUGUUUAUUCAUUUAAAGUAUGUUGUUUGUUUACUUAUUAACGAUUAUUUAUGGAUUUAAUUUAUUGGUUUAGCUUUUGACUUGCCCAGUUUAGAUCAAAACUAGAUUUUGAUGCCUUGGUUGCUGCAAUGAAAUGUUAUGAUGUUAUAAAAUGUCAAAACAAAACUGACUGUGAGUUUGUGAGCUAAUCUGGGUGGGCAGAAAUAUUUAAAAUUAUUUAUUUAGAAAAUUCAGAAAUUUUAUUCCUUUUUUAACAUUUUAUCUUUAUUAUUUAUUUAUAGCUGAACACACAAAAAAAAUCAGGUGAUUUUAAUAUUUCUUUUUUAUUUUUAAAAUUAAAACACUAUUUAAUUUCCUUGAAAUGCUCAAACAAGAGUAAAAAGGCCAUUUAGAGAUGUAGACAUUAGCCAUAACAGCUUUUAUUGGUAGCGUAGGUCCAAUUCUCUAGUCGCGGCCUUUGCAAUUUGGAGGCCCGUUUCAAAGAAACAGUCAGAGGCUGUUCCUACCCUCCCCAGAGGAAAAAGACAGACAAAAACAUUGUAUGCAAUGCGACUGCAAUUACUUUAUCUCUGCUAUAUUUAUAUAUUUAUUUAUAAACGCAUUCUAUCUCUUUAACCAGAACUAUUGUUACAAUCAUGACUGAAAACAAAAACAGCAUUCAAUCUUCAUCCUUCAGUCCCUCAGCCUCUCAGCUAAAAUUAAAUGAUACUAAAAUCACCAGUAGGUGGCGUCAAACCAUUGUCUUAACAAAUUAGUCAUUGAAUCAUUCAAUCAAAUGAAUCAUUCAAAACAGCUGAUUCAUUUAGGGACAAAGCAAAAGUGAGUGAGUCAUUAGGCGCGUCCCAAUUCGCGUACUAUUCUAUGCCGUUUUGUAGUAUAAAUAGUGUGAGUGUUGUGUUCACACUGAAAAUUCCAAAAAGAAUAAGUGCACUUUAAACACCCAGAUGAUACACUUAAUUAACCGAAAAAAUGAAGUGUGGAAUGAUGGACACUUAAUGCACUCAAUUGUCACAGCUUUAAUUACGUAGCGAAGGGGGAGGGGCAUCAGACUCCGAUGUUGGACGACAAAAUACCCAUAUAAAUUUUAUACACUACACAGUUGAGUACAUAGUGCAUAAGUGCACAGUGUAUAGUGCGUCAUUUGGGACACAACUGUUGAGUCAUUCAUUAAAACGAUUUGUUAAAAAAAACGCAGAUUCGUAACGAAACCGAAACCGUGUAGCUCAGAGACGCGCAAUGGCUCUACUGUUUGGAAAUAUUUUCGAUGGCAAAAUAGAGGAAAAUCAGACAAUAUUGUGUCAAAAAUCGAAGUAACCUAAUAGCCUAUUAACUUAUUGUUUAUUGAAUUGUUGUAUAAAAUUAAUAUCACAUUCGAAAAUGUGCUGAUAUUUGGGAAAACAGCACUUUUGCUCGUGUGAUAUUGCUUAUAAAUAUUAAAACAAGGAAUUAUAUGAAGACAUUUUUUGCACCAUAUCUGGGUUUUUGGAAGCAUUUUUAUUAAUUUUGGUGGCAUUUUUGCCCCAGGCCCCCAUUAAUUUCCACCCCUGGUGUGUAUGCACUGCGUGAUGGCGGGGGCGGGGCUCUUUUUCGAACGCAAGCGAAUGGAGGCCAGGGUUGCCAGGUUUUCACAACAAAACCCGCCCAAUUGCUACUCAAAACUAGUCCAAUUGCAUUUCAGGGGGUUCCUCGGUAAAAAUUGCACCCCCAGGGGGUAAAAUCCGCAUUUUUGGCGAGGUUCCCCUGGUAAAAUUCGCAUUCCAGGGGCUAAAUAUCAUGUUAUUUGGAUUCGCUUCAAACCGCAGACAUGAAAAACAACCCGUGGCAACAGUGUUAUAGUAGCCCAAUUCGCGGGAAAACCGCAGACUUGGCAACACCCUUCUGAAACGGCUGAAAUAUAGCAAAGGCCGCUACCGCUGGUGACUUCCACCGAAACAUUUCUUGAACAAGACGAUAACAAUUAUCCAGUUUACAUUUUCUGCUUUUUAUAAUGUUUUAGCUAGCGGAAGAACACGUCAGACGCACUCUGACCGACACGCGUCGACUUCAUUCUUGCCUUCGUGAACUUUGUCGUCAAUGUAGCUAAAACGGACUUCAUUUGUGUGUCUCUCUCUUGGUUUAAGGGUUAAAGGCGUCUUGAUAACCCUAGUCUAGCUGCUACGCUUCCAUGUGCGAACUCUUCCUCUGAAAACUGAAUGGCCUUUUGCUUCCUCUCCGUGCCUCCUUCCUCUAAAAUCCCUCCGGUCGGCUUCUCGUAGGUUGUAGCGAUCCAUCGUACAGCAGAACUGAGCGUGUGUUCAAACGCUCUACUGCUCAAAUAGGCGGAAAAAAUAUGUUGUGUUUCGCCAUCACAUUCCACUGGAAAUUUCGUACAUGCAAUUGUGCAAUAUGACAGGACGUGAUACGGCCGCAUUAUAGAAAAUAAUAAAAGCCAUUCAGCCUGGUCUGAUCUCAAUGACGCACAGGCCCUGCUGCUGCUGUCUACAUGCACUGAAGUACACUAAACAGCAGAAACAUACUCUAUACAAGUGCACUGCGUCAACGCCGAGACAUUUCAGACGGAGUUUGCAUUCACGUACUUGUGUUGAAGUAUGUUUCUGGCCUAAUUUAACGAUAUUUUGUUGUGUGUAUGUCGGAAAAGUAAAGAUAAACACUUGUUUUGAACUUAUCACGGGCGACAACGUGUGCUGUACAUGUCUAAAUGUUGUAAAGUGUUGCCUGUUGAGUUAAAACAUUAUUUUUUCAUUGUCAUGUGUAUGCAGACGUUUCCUCAUGUGUUUGUGUAGAUAUCUUGUAUUUACUGACAUUCAUUUGUCUAUAGGUGUUUAUUUUGGCUGGUUGUGUGAUUUUUUUUGGGGGUGUUAUUUGAGGUUCUGAACAAAUUCAGUUCAUGAGAGGAAUGAAUUUAAUUUAAAGUUAUGCAUCUCCUGGUCUGAACUGUCUAUUUGAACUUGUGUUUUUCAUAUUAAUUUCUGAACAAAUUCAAGUGGCCUAUCUGAAACAUACCACACAAACAAAUGAAACGUGAUAUCUUGUUAAUAAAUACACCCCUGCAUGUGCAUAUUGAGACUUUGUGUUGCAGUGAUUUGUCUGUCGUGCUUUCGCCAUGAGUUUAUUUCUCGGUUUUGAAAGAUGAAUGUAUCAUUAUUGUGAGUGUGUGAUGUCGUUCUGAAAUGGGUUUUGAUUGGUUGUGGAUCUGGCAUGCCAACGACACGUCUGCCGUCAAGUGUCUGUGACGUCACUGGCCAGAUUUCUCUGAUAUAUCUGAUUUUAUUUUGAAAAGUAAGAGAAAAGUGCCAUGUACAGUGUGAACAGAACUGAAGUGGAUCCAGAUGAACUGCUAUUAAAGAGUUUCAUUAUAAGACUCUA
This is a messenger RNA of Ctenopharyngodon idella (grass carp), 6436 nucleotides long. Its product is annotated as synaptic vesicle glycoprotein 2C-like. Gene Ontology annotation, biological process: transmembrane transport; chemical synaptic transmission. Gene Ontology annotation, molecular function: transmembrane transporter activity. The record is from RefSeq and is a predicted model, not a curated record. The transcript has 13 exons. NCBI's taxonomy places the organism in Eukaryota, Metazoa, Chordata, Actinopteri, Cypriniformes, Xenocyprididae. Gene Ontology annotation, cellular component: membrane. The coding region runs from base 786 to 2981 and encodes 731 amino acids.